Diospyros lotus (date-plum) is the source of this 5371-nucleotide messenger RNA. RefSeq names its product myosin-9-like. Gene Ontology annotation, cellular component: actin cytoskeleton; myosin complex; vesicle. Gene Ontology annotation, biological process: vesicle transport along actin filament; actin filament organization. The record is from RefSeq and is a predicted model, not a curated record. Bases 432 to 5012 code for a protein of 1526 amino acids. The transcript has 38 exons. Gene Ontology annotation, molecular function: actin filament binding; microfilament motor activity; ATP binding. Lineage: Eukaryota; Viridiplantae; Streptophyta; Magnoliopsida; Ericales; Ebenaceae.
GAUAGUCGAAUACAGAGAUUAACGGCCACACAAUUUGGCGGGACACUUGCAAAGACUGAAGACUCUUUAAACAGACAGAGAGAUCGAAGGAACCGAAUUUCCGGGCAACUUAAACGAUGUCAGUCCCACAAACCAAACGACACGAAGCGAGGCCAGAGAAAAUUCAGGCAAAGCAAAAAUCCACUUUCCCCGUCGGAUCUCCUUUGCUUUCUUCCCCUCUAUUCCCACAAUUUUCCCUGAGAAAUUCCUGGAAAAUUGGCCUCUGAUCUGUGGAUUUUCUCGUCACUCGGUGGUCACUCAGUUGCAGUUACGCUCAGAAGUAUCGAUUUUUGGGACGGUUUUGGUUUUGGAUGGACCGAAGGAGCUGAGCAUGGGGAAUCUAGAACCUAGUUUCCUGUAAUUGUUGAUCGGAUUUUAAUUUGGAGCUGAAAAUGGGAACUGCAGUAAACAUUAUUGCUGGUUCUCAUGUCUGGGUUGAGGACCCAGCAUUAGCUUGGGUUGAUGGACAUGUGCUGAAAAUUACUGGGACACAAGCUGAGAUCGAGACUAGCAAUGGGAAACAGGUUGUUGCAAAAUUAUCAAAAAUUUAUCCAAAGGAUAUGGAAGCUCCUGCCGGUGGAGUUGAUGACAUGACAAAGCUAUCUUAUUUGCAUGAGCCUGGAGUCUUGGAGAACUUGAGGACUAGAUAUGAACUCAAUGAAAUUUAUACUUACACUGGAAAUAUUCUUAUUGCGAUCAAUCCUUUCCAAAGACUACCUCAUCUUUAUGAUGCUCACAUGAUGCAACAAUACAAGGGAGCAACCUUUGGGGAACUAAGCCCUCAUGUUUUUGCUGUUGCAGAUGUUGCUUACAGGGCAAUGGUUAAUGAAGGAAAAAGUAAUUCAAUUCUAGUAAGUGGUGAAAGUGGAGCAGGUAAAACUGAGACCACAAAAAUGCUUAUGCGGUAUCUGGCCUAUUUGGGUGGCCGGAAAGCUACUGAAGGACGCACAGUUGAACAACAAGUUCUUGAAUCCAAUCCAGUUCUGGAAGCUUUUGGCAAUGCUAAAACUGUUAGAAAUAACAAUUCAAGCCGUUUUGGUAAAUUUGUUGAGAUCCAGUUUGAUAAGCAAGGAAGAAUAUCAGGAGCAGCCAUCAGGACUUACCUUCUUGAGCGAUCUCGUGUUUGCCAGAUUUCCGAUCCUGAACGCAACUACCACUGCUUCUACCUUCUUUGUGCAGCACCACAGGAGGAAGUUGACAAGUAUAAGUUGGGAAACCCCAAAACAUUUCACUAUCUCAAGCAGUCAAAUUGCCAUGAGCUGGUUGGUGUAAGUGACGCUCAUGACUACCUUGCCACUAGGAGAGCUAUGGAUAUUGUUGGAAUAAGUCCCAAGGAGCAGGAAGCAAUAUUCAGGGUUGUUGCUGCAAUUCUUCACCUUGGGAAUAUUGAUUUUGCUAAGGGAAAGGAAAUUGAUUCAUCAGUCCCAAAAGAUGAUAAGUCUAAAUUCCAUCUUAAAACAACAGCAGAACUUCUUAUGUGUGAUCCUAAGGCGUUGGAAGAUGCAUUGUGUAAACGUGUGAUGAUCACACCUGAAGAAGUUAUAAAACGAUGUCUCGAUCCCCAUAGUGCAUCAGUUAGCAGGGAUGGUUUGGCUAAGACAAUUUAUUCUCGAUUAUUUGAUUGGUUAGUCGAUAAAAUCAAUGUAUCAAUUGGCCAAGAUCCAAAUUCGAAAUCUAUCAUUGGAGUCCUUGAUAUCUAUGGUUUUGAAAGCUUUAAGCAUAACAGUUUUGAACAGUUCUGCAUAAAUUUCACAAAUGAAAAGCUGCAGCAACAUUUUAAUCAGCAUGUUUUCAAGAUGGAACAAGAUGAAUACACAAAAGAGGCUAUUAAUUGGAGCUACAUAGAAUUUGUUGACAAUCAAGAUGUGUUGGAUCUCAUUGAAAAGAAACCUGGUGGAAUAAUAACUCUUCUUGAUGAAGCCUGUAUGUUUCCAAAGUCAACACAUGAAACAUUUUCAAACAAGCUUUAUCAGACGUUUAAAGUUCACAAACGCUUUAUAAAGCCAAAACUGUCUCGUACAGAUUUCACAAUUUCACAUUAUGCUGGGGAGGUCCAAUACCAAUCUGACCAAUUUUUGGACAAAAACAAAGACUAUGUUGUUCCUGAACAUCAAGACUUGUUGAGUGCUUCCAAAUGCUCUUUCGUGGCAGGCCUUUUCCCUCACCUCUCUGAUGACAUUGCCAAGUCUUCAAAAUUUUCUUCAAUUGGGUCUCGUUUCAAGCUACAACUACAACAAUUGAUGGAUACCUUAAAUGCUACAGAACCUCACUACAUUAGAUGCGUAAAGCCAAAUAAUCUUCUCAAACCUGCCAUAUUUGAGAAUUCCAACAUCAUGCAACAGUUGCGGUGUGGUGGUGUGUUAGAGGCAAUCAGAAUUAGCUGUGCUGGAUACCCUACUCGUCGACCUUUUUUUGAAUUCAUCAACAGAUUUGGACUUCUUGCACCACAACUUUUGGAAGGGAGCAAUUACGAGGAAAAAUCUGUGUGCCAAAAGAUACUUGAAAUGAAGGGGCUUAAAGGGUUCCAGAUAGGCAAAACAAAGGUUUUUCUUAGAGCUGGCCAGAUGGCUGAACUAGACGCACGCAGAGCAGAAAUUCUUAGUAGUGCAGCAAAAUCUAUUCAACGGCGUAUACGAACUCAUCAAGCUCGCAAACAGCUCAUAGCACUACGAAAUGCUUCUGUUUUUAUUCAGUCAGUGUGGAGAGGUAAACUUGCUGAAAAACUUUAUGAAGGUUUAAGAAGGGAAGCGGCUGCUUUGAAAAUUGAGAAGCACAUACGUAGGUAUGAGGCCAGAAAGGCCUAUAGAAGACUCUAUAAUGCAAUGUUUGUCAUACAAACAGGAUUGCGUGCAAUGGAUGCUCGUAAAAGUUUCAGAUUUAGGAAGCAGACCAAAGCUUCAAUUGUUAUUCAGGCCCAGUGGCGUCGUCACAGAGCUUCCUCGUACUACAAGAAUCUCAGAAGAGGAGCAAUAGUUUCACAAUGUAGGUGGAGGGGUAGAAUUGCCAGGAAAGAACUGCGGAAGCUAAAGAUGGCUGCAAGGGAAACAGGAGCACUAAGAGAAGCAAAGGAUAAGCUUGAAAAACAGGUGGAAGAACUCACGUGGCGUUUCCAGCUGGAAAAACGUUUAAGGACUGAUAUGGAAGAAGCAAAAGCACAAGAGAUAGCAAAAUUGCAGAAUUCUUUGCAAGUUAUGCAAACCAAAAUUGAUGAAACAAAUGCAUUACUCAUCAAGGAACAAGAAGCUGCAAGAAAGGCUAUUGAAGAAGCACCCCCUGUCAUCCAGGAAACCCAAGUUUUUGUUGAGGACACUGAAAAAGUUGAAUCUCUAUCAGCAGAAGUCAAUGGUUUACAGGUCUUGCUGCAGUCAGAAAAGCAAAAAUUUGAAGAUUUGGAAAAGAAAUAUUCUGAAUCUGAAGAAAGGCUUAAAAAUUUGGAAGAAACAGAAAAAAGAGCUCAUCAACUGCAGGAAUCUUUAAGCAGGCUAGAAGAGAAACUCGCCAAUAUAGAAUCAGAGAAUAAGGUCCUUCGUCAACAGGCUGUCUCCAUGGCACCUAAUAAGUUUCUUUCAGGACGCUCUAGAUCUAUUCUUCAGAGGGGAUCUGAAAGCGGUCACUUGCUUGCUGAAACGAAGACUACUUUGGAGCCGCAUAGUCCUUCAUUAAGCCAAAGGGAUUCUUCUGAGGUAGAGGAGAAACCCCAAAAAUCACUUAACGAGAAGCAGCAAGAGAAUCAGGAGCUUCUUAUUCGAUGUAUCACGCAACACCUAGGCUUUGCUGGGAGAAGACCAAUUGCUGCCUGUAUAAUCUACAAAUGCCUUCUCCAGUGGAGAUCUUUUGAAGUUGAACGGACUAGUGUGUUUGACAGAAUCAUUCAGACCAUAGGCCACGCUGUUGAGACCCAGGAUAACAAUGACGUCUUGGCCUAUUGGUUGUCCAAUGCCUCAACACUUCUGUUCCUACUCCAGCGUACACUAAAAGCAAGUGGUGCAGCUGGAAUGGCUCCUCUACGCCGUCGAUCAUCCUCAGGUCUGUUUGGAAGAAUGACACAGAGUUUCCGCGGAGCUCCACCAGGAGUUCAUCUUUCCCUUGUAAAUGGUAGUAUUCCUGGUGGAGUAGAAAAUCUGCGCCAAGUUGAAGCCAAAUACCCAGCUUUGCUUUUCAAGCAGCAGCUCACAGCUUAUGUAGAAAAAAUAUAUGGAAUGAUUCGAGACAAUCUAAAGAAAGAUAUUUCUCCGUUGCUUGGGUUGUGUAUUCAGGCACCAAGAACUUCUAGGGCAAGCUUGGUUAAGGGACCAUCACGUUCAGUUACCAACACAGCAGCGCAGCAAGCACUGAUUGCUCACUGGCAGGGGAUUGUGAAGAGUCUUGGAAAUUUCUUGAUCACACUGAAAUCUAACCAUGUCCCCUCAUUUUUAGUUCGCAAAGUGUUCACGCAGAUAUUUUCAUUCAUCAAUGUUCAACUAUUCAACAGCCUUCUAUUGAGGCGAGAAUGCUGUUCAUUCAGUAAUGGUGAAUAUGUUAAAGCAGGAUUAGCUGAACUGGAACAAUGGUGUUGCACCGCCACAGAUGAGUAUGCAGGUUUAGCUUGGGAUGAGCUCAGGCAUAUCAGACAGGCUAUUGGAUUUUUGGUUUUACAUCAAAAAUCAAAGAAGUCACUGGAUGAAAUAAGCCACGAUCUCUGCCCGGUGCUUAGCAUACAACAGCUAUACCGAAUCAGUACAAUGUACUGGGAUGACAAGUAUGGCACACACAGUGUUUCCUCGGAUGUUAUUUCCAGUAUGAGAGUGUUGAUGACUGAAGAUACAAAUAAUGCAGUUAGCAAUUCUUUUCUGCUGGAUGAUGAUUCAAGCAUUCCAUUUUCAGUGGAUGACAUGUCUAAGUCAAUGGUACAAAUAGAUGUCGCCGACAUCGAACCACCACCUUUAAUUCGUGAGAACACAGGUUUUAGCUUUUUGUUGCCGCUUGCUGAGUAAUCCUUCUCAUUGUCUUACACUGGAUGGCUCGAGUUCAAGUCCUCCUCUGUCAGAUACUACACAUACAAGCUACAACACAGUUUCUUGUCAUUAUACAUUAGUUGGAAAAGGGAAACCAACAAGAAACCAUGUAAGCAUAAUUGUUUUAAAAAAAAAAAACGGUCUAUUUUCUUGUACAACUAGCUGUUUUAAAGCUUUCCUUUUCCCCCUGCCAGCUGCCAGAUGUUUUCUUCUUUUAGUCCUUUCAAAGUUAUUCUUGCAUUACUUAUUUUGAUUUGAGUCUGUACAAAAGAUAACAGUAUCUGUACUUUAACUUUGUAAAAUCUACGACUGUUUUAAGAUCAAUUUUUCUUGCUUUG